AUGGGAGCGCUGCAGCCAGGACUACCUAACCCCGCUAUGUUACCAGAGCAUUGGAGACUGUUGAUAGUGGACUUAAAAGAUUGCUUUUUUACUAUUGCAUUACACGAGCAAGAUAUGCAACGCUUCGCGUUUACUUUGCCCUCUGUUAACAAAGAGGCGCCAGCACAGCGUUUUGAAUGGACAGUAUUACCACAAGGGAUGAAGAAUAGUCCCACGCUGUGCCAGUUGUAUGUGGACAAUGCACUACAACCCUUAAGGAAAUUAUGGCCACACACGUUAAUUUAUCAUUAUAUGGAUGAUAUCCUGCUCGCGCAGGAGUCGGAGUUCAGCGCCGAACAAGUUCAGCUAUUACAUACGACACUGAGAGAGAAUGGCUUAAUAAUAGCUGUUGAAAAAAUUCAAACGAAAGCGCCAUGGCUAUAUCUAGGCUGGAAGAUUGCUGACUCUCAGAUUCAACCACAAAAACUACAACUCAACACGUCAAUCAACACGCUACAUGAUGCCCAGAGGCUGAUGGGAGACAUCCAAUGGAUCCGUCCUGUCGUCGGAAUAUCCAACGCACAGUUGGACAGCCUUCGACCGUUACUACGUGGGACAGACCCAACCACACCGGUGCAACUUACGUCGGAACAGCAGCGUAUCCUCUCUCAAAUUGCUGACCAGAUUGCCUCACGUUUCGUUCACCGUCGUGACCCCGACCUCCUUAUUGAUCUUUGUUCUGUUGUGGGUGGCUUAGAAACAGGUAAACAUGCAAUCCAGAGACUGAUGGACAGGUGGGGAUAUGCUAGCUAUGAUCAGCGUAUUUUAAUUCCUGACUACAUUUCUUCACAAGGUUCUGCUCGUGAGCUGAGAAAGUGGUGCAGCAUUGCACCAGCAGAUCUUCAUAAUCUCAGUGCUGCAUCAGCUGAAGAAGAAGCUGAAACACAAUUUCAGUCCUGUUUCAUGAACCAAAUGUCAUCUUUACUUCUAGCCAGCAUCAAAGAACUGACAGCCAAAAAGAUUUGUGUAACCAGCAAAGGAAUUGUUGAAUGUUUUCAGUGUAUUCAAUGCAAUUAUACAGAAACGUUUCAAAGACAAUUCCAUUAUAUUGGAUUCCCUGUAGAACUGGAAACAAAGUAUUUUAUCUGUGCUUACAAUCUACCCCCAGCAAAUAUAAGAAAGGAUUUUCCCACAGGAAAUUUGUGGAAUCCAAAUAGAACCAUUUGUGAAAUGGAGAUAGAAUUAGAAGUGAAUUUUACAAGCAGCAGUUUUGGGCUUGAAUAUUUAAUACUGUUUUAUGUGUGUCAAAAGUAUGAAGUACUUCUUGAAGAAAAAACAUACACGUGGGAGAAAAGAAUUGCUGAAAAAGGUCCUGUACAGCGGCUUGCUGCUCAAGAACCAGCGGCAGAUACGGUGAUUUUCCUCAGUUCAAACACUACCACUGCUGCACGUGAUGUUUCUGGAAGCAUAGGAAACUACAAUAACAUGGAAAAUACGUUCACUCUUGCAGUUAACCUCUUCUGCAGUGACAUCACAAAUCAGUCCUCUGUACAAAAAUACACAGUUGUUUGUUCCAAUGAGGUUGAGUCACAAGACACUUGACCAAGUGUUCUGAACCUCUGUCCAAAAUACUAUCUUGUGAAAGACAUCGAGAACUUCUGCAGAGACUUCCGUUUCAUGCAAUGA
This is a messenger RNA of Opisthocomus hoazin, 1665 nucleotides long. The record is from RefSeq and is a predicted model, not a curated record. Lineage: Eukaryota; Metazoa; Chordata; Aves; Opisthocomiformes; Opisthocomidae.